CAACUGAGGAGGAGCUGCCCAGAACCAAGGAGCUCCACACCGGGAAAAGUUUACCACUAACUACCGCACUCGACUCACAAGGAGGGAGAAACAGCAGACAUGGCAACUCAAGCACAGCAGCCGCCCCACCUCCACCUGGCUGAGCUCACCGCGGCGCAGUUCAUCGACAUCUGGAAACAUUUUGACGCAGACGGAAACGGUUACAUCGAAGGGAAGGAGCUGGAGAAUUUCUUCAAAGAGCUGGAGACUGCGAGACGAGGAGCGGGAGCAGGCGUGGAUCCUUCACAUACAGCUUUCAAAGAGAAGAUGAAGGAGUUCAUGGCCAACUUUGACAAGAAUGCCGAUGGAAAGAUCGAGAUGGCAGAGUUGGCUCAGCUGCUGCCCACAGAGGAGAACUUCCUGCUCUGCUUCAGAGAGUUUGUUGGAUCCAGCUCUGAGUUUAUGACCGCCUGGCGGAAGUAUGACUCCGACCGGAGUGGGUACAUCGAGUCGAAUGAGCUGAAGGGUUUCCUGUCGGACCUGCUGAAGAAGGCAAACAGAAACUACGAUGACAAGAAGCUCAAAGAGUACACACAGACAAUUCUGAGGAUGUUUGACCUGAAUGGCGAUGGUAAGCUGGGCCUCUCUGAGAUGGCGAGGCUCCUGCCAGUCCAGGAAAAUUUCCUGCUGAAGUUUGAGGGCAUCAGACUCACAGUGAAAGAAUUCGACUCCCUCUUCACCUACUAUGAUCAGGACGGUAAUGGGUAUAUUGACGAGCAGGAGCUGGAUGCUUUGCUGAAGGACCUCUGUGACAAGAACAAAAUGGAUGUGGACUCAUCAGGUAUCGGGGGGUACAAGAAGAGCAUCAUGGCUCUGUCCGAUGGAGGGAAACUGUACCGCACUGAGCUGGAGAUCGUCCUCUGCCGGGACUCCGAACUGUGACCUCCCUGCCUGGGACCCUGCAAUCCCCCCCUCUCCCGCCCCCACUGCCUCUACCUUCCUACCUCCUGAUGUAACCUGGUGCAUGUGUGACCCUUAACCUCGCUACACCACUUAGAGUGAAGACAAAAAGUAUACCGCUGAACUUGUUGUUUUAGCUUCGAACCCCUCUGAGGUCUUUUUUUUUUUUUUCUGUUUUUGAACUUUACGUCCAUCGUGAGAUAGCCAUAGCAACGACUACAGAAGUAUAUUGUGGUUUUAUUUAUUUGACUUUUAAUAUGCAUUUGUAUUUUUUACAUUUAUCUCUUAUCUAUUUAUGUCCUCCUCCUGAUGAUUUAACACUUCUGUGACAGCUGUUUGUUUAUUUCAUUUAUUUCUAUUUAAUUUGAUAUUAUCCUGUUUUGUUAGAUGAGGCUUGAACUGUUCUAUUAAAGAUAUAUUAAAGAUAUUACUGAGAGAAUGAAUAAAUGUACCAUGACAACCCUUGUCCCACUUAUUCAAUU
Messenger RNA from Acanthopagrus latus (yellowfin seabream), 1421 nucleotides. RefSeq names its product calretinin-like. The record is from RefSeq and is a predicted model, not a curated record. The coding region runs from base 100 to 921 and encodes 273 amino acids. Lineage: Eukaryota; Metazoa; Chordata; Actinopteri; Spariformes; Sparidae. The transcript has 11 exons. Gene Ontology annotation, cellular component: nucleus; cytosol; synapse. Gene Ontology annotation, molecular function: calcium ion binding. Gene Ontology annotation, biological process: regulation of presynaptic cytosolic calcium ion concentration; regulation of long-term synaptic potentiation.